Messenger RNA from Stegostoma tigrinum, 5201 nucleotides. It is a transcript of the gene hhat, whose product is annotated as hedgehog acyltransferase. Lineage: Eukaryota; Metazoa; Chordata; Chondrichthyes; Orectolobiformes; Stegostomatidae. The coding region runs from base 70 to 1557 and encodes 495 amino acids. The transcript has 12 exons. Gene Ontology annotation, biological process: protein palmitoylation. Gene Ontology annotation, molecular function: palmitoyltransferase activity. Gene Ontology annotation, cellular component: endoplasmic reticulum. The record is from RefSeq and is a predicted model, not a curated record.
AAAACAAAUCUUUAAAUAAUUAGGAUGAACACCAGGGCUAUUUAUACUGUCCCUCUUAGCUAAAGAGCAAUGCCAAGCGCCUCUCUGCCGUCCUGGGAGCUCAGCGUCUACCUUGUCAUCACAGUCGGAUUUCACUUUUACUCCUUCCAUCAAGUGUACCAAGUCUCCAGAAAUUAUGAAGAAGAACUUGAUGCUGAAUUUGAAUUUGAAGAAGGAUUCUUUAUUUGGGGUUUUAAGAAGGACCCAACAGACUUUGAGUGGAGCUUUUGGACAGAGUGGACAAGGAAGUUGCUGUUGUGGACUUUGCUUGGUCAUAUACUUGUAUCACAAGUGACCAAAGCCUUUUUACCAAAGUUUAGGAUAUGGUUGCUGAUGAUGUAUGGGAUGUUGGCCUGCUUCCUUACAGUGGGCUUCAAAGGCCUGGUAGUAAUAUUACUGCAUGUGUCCAUCUCCUAUGCGGUGGCCCAGCUCCGAGUGCCUGUAUUAUCUUGGCUGUGUUCAAUAAUACUUCUGUACAGCUUACAAAUGGACUCUCUUGGAAAAAUUCAGAGACGCUGGUAUAAGACAGAGAACGAAUACUUCCUGCUUUUAUUCUGCUUGGCUCUUUGCAAUCUUCGCUACACAAGUUUCAGUUUAGAGUACUGCUGGUACUAUGAUGGACCUCAAAGACUUGGUGUAUCCUUCUGCUGGCUGUUGGCAUAUGCAUUCUACUACCCUGUAUUUCACAAUGGUCCCAUCGUAUGCUAUGAUGACUUCAUUAAUCAGAUGAGAAAAGAAAAGGUAUCUGUGCCCAAAAAAGACCUGGCAUGCUUGUUGUUGAGUGGAAUGCGCAUUGUGUUCUGGUGGUGCCUGACAGAGUCCAUGCUUCAACUCAUGUAUAUUCAUGCAAUUCAGCAGCAAGAAACAAUAUUGGAAUCUGCAUCUUACUGGACUUUAGGUGGCCUUGGUUUUGCUCAUGCAUUAUUUUUCUACAUGAAAUACCUGCUGUUUUACAGCAUUCCAUCAAUUAUCAUGAGCUUGGAUGGAAUUGAAGCACCAAGAUUGCCAAGGUGUACCAGUAGUUUAUACAGUUUUACAGGAACAUGGAGGGAGUUUGAUGUUGGAUUGCACCGUUGGUUGGUAAGGUAUAUUUACAUUCCUUUGGGAGGGUCGCGACAUGGUGUACUACGGAUCAUGUUUUCUUCUGCUAUGGCCUUUAGCUUUGUUUGCUACUGGCAUGGUGGCCAUAGCUUCAUGCUAAAUUGGGCAGCUUUGAACUGGGCUGGAGUAAUGGUGGAAAGCAUAUUGAAGAUGGUCUGUUCCAUUUCACCUGUUCGGGAGAUUAUUGAAAGGUCCUUAUCGGCCAGAAUGCAGCGUCGGGCUCAUGCUGCCUUGGCAAGUGUUGCCACAACUCUGCUUAUUUUAUCCAAUCUGUUGUUUCUCUGUGGGAAUCGAGUAGGAAAGAUCUAUUGGAACAGAACAUUUUUACAAGGUUGGCCAUGGAUACCCGUGGCAGUUCUGGCAUAUUUCUACUGCUAUGCCCAAGUGGGAAUUGAAUACGACCGAGUCAAAAAUUAAAUCUUCUGUUAACUGUGCUGUAUUUUGUUACUCGUAUAAAUACUGAUGGUGUUAAAAGAAACGUGCUGUCAAAUCUUUUCAUCGACAUUCAUCAGGACAGAAUCACAAGAAUACCAACUCUCAAGGAAAACAGUUUAUUACCUCUACCAAUCAGAGUCCACUUGCCAGCAAAUCAGGAUUGUAUGAGGUAUAAAUUGUUGUUCCAUUUUACGGCACUGCUCAUGUUCUGAACUGUCAAGCAAGUAAAAAUACUGGACUUAUAAAAAUCUCCUUAUUAGUUUAAAUUUAAAAUGCAAAACACUUUUUCUUAAUUUAGAUUCCUUUUGGCUGCAUUGUCGUCUUCGAAUUUGCUUACUGUCUGAGUAAACUUAAUAUGUGUCUCCUGCAAUGUAUAAGAUUUGGGGAGAGAAAUUCACUGGAAAUGGAGCUACGUCAAUUUCCUUGGGGCAAGGGGAGUUUGCAGUGGAUACCAUCCAUGACAUUCUUUAUUGAUAAUAAAGGAGAAAGUGUUCAGGUUUUGGCACUGCUUGCUUCCAGACAAUCAAGUAAUAGUGCAGCAUAUCUGUGCAAACAAAUUUGUCUCCCUUGGUGUGUGUGAAUUGUACUGCAAAAAAAAUAGUGGGGUGGGUUAGCCCUGUUGGCUGGAUGGUUGAAUGGCAAUGCAGAGUACCACCAAUGACAUGGGUUCAACUGUUGCACCCUCUGAAGUUACCAUGAAGAACUCUUUUUCUCAACCUCUCCCUGGCCUGAGGUGUGCUAAUUGUCAGGUUAAACCACCAGCGGUUAGCUCUUUCUGAGAAAGCAGCCCUAUGAUCCAUAGGACAAUAGUGACUUUAUUAGCACUCAUUGGCGUAACUUCUAAAAGCACAGUGAAAUUACCUGUUAUUUAAAUCCUUUUGGUGUCAAUUAGUCAAAUUAAUGCAAAUAUAUGAAAUUCCCCUACCUAAUAUUUUACCAAAGUCUUGUCUACUAAUCUAAUGGUGCUAUAAAAGGAAGACAGACUGUUCCAAACACUUGCUCGACGUAUAUAUUUGAGAGAUUCCCACCAAGCAAAUUUUUGUACUUGCUUUUGUACUGGCUAAUUUCCAAAAUUCAAUUAGGAUUCAGUGUCUGUUUUACUAACUGAGAUUAAUGCAGAUUAGCUGAUAAAUUAAAUCUUGUUACUAAUACCAAAGAAGAUUUGAAGGGUCAUAUUAAAUGAAAAAAAAAUCUGUUACCUAUAGGAAUUAACCAGAACUAGAUUGCGAUGCAAAGCUGAAACAAUGCCUUACCAGUGAUAGCAGGUCAAGGAGUGCACUGGCUAGACAUUCACCAGCAGUUUACCUUCUUCCAUAUCUGUGCUUACAUUUGAGUGUUUACAUCACAACAGAUAAAGCACACAUUCUAAUGAACCAAAUUUAACUGCAUCAUGGCAAGCUGUUGCAUUACAAUUGAUAACACAAGGAUAAUUCUACCAACAAGGUAAGUUUAUGUCAGAAAGGAAAAUAAUGUAGAUCUUAAUUGUAAUUGCUUCUUCUUUGUUUCAAUAACCUCUAGCUUUACAUUUUGUGUUCCCUGUAUCCAUAGUCAUUGAAAUUACAUAUAUGUAAUCUAUGCAUGGUCAAACAUUAGACAUACAUUCUUCUAUCUUGACUGUGGGUAACCAAGUCCUCGUCUUGAUCACCCCCACCAUUAUCCAUCAGUGCAUUUACUCCGAUCUCCAGCCCAGUGGAUUUUCCCUUGCUUGAGUUGACUUCUACUGAAUUACAUGUAGCCAAAUAAUCAUCAGCAAUGGAACCUUCUGUUACCCCUCAUUAUUACAUUUGGAGUCAUCAAGGAUCACAGCCUUGAGGUCAACUUCCACAUGUUUACUUGUGACACCCAGCUUCAUCUCCACACAGCCUCCAUGUUUUCUGUGUUGUUAGACUUCUUGUCCAACAACCAGUCUUCGACACAGUUUCCAUCAACUAAAUCUUGGAAAAAUUGAAACCUUGUCCUCUGCUACAGCUACCAAAUUAUAACCAUGACAAUAUUUAUGCUACCUCUUCUAAAGUUGAAUCGGACUGUGCAUAACCUUGCAGUUCUAUUCCAACUUACAUUGGACUGCAGGUGCAAGACUUGCCUGUGUCAAAGACCACCUACCUAUAACACUGAGCAGGAUUUUCCAGAUAGUAUAAUUUCCCACCUUGCCAUCCAGAGUCAGUGGGGAAUGCAGCCUGAAUUCAAUGUUUUAAGAAGGUUAAUUUACUGGAGGUGGGACAUCAAAGCUGAGGCCAGGUGGAUGUGGUCCAGAGGCAGCCCCACCAGUAAGUCUGCUGGCAGGUCAAGUGAUAUUCUGCCCAUUGUCCACCUCAAACCAUUUGCUACUGGAACCCUUAUCUCUGCUUAUCUAACCUCACAACAAAAGCACAAUGAGAAAUGUAAACAAAUUGUUUUAAUUAUGUAGGCAGGAAAUGCAAUAAAGGAAGAGAGGCAUGCUGGGGAUGAAAUGAAGGAAUUUACCAAGUCAUAACUAUGAAGACAGUCCAAUGAACGGGAAGGAGAGUUGUCAUCUGGAGAAUGUUGUGGGACUAUAGAAUAAAAAAGAACAGGAACAACAGUCAUAGAUAAACCUACUCAUAUUAAAAUUAAGGGCUACGGGGAGAGUGCGGAUAAGUGGAGUUGAAAUGCCCAUCAGCCAUGAUUAAAUGGCAGAGUGGACUCGAUGGGCCGAAUGGCUUUACUUCCACUCCUAUGUCUUAUGGUCUUACGGUUUUAAAAGAACAUUAAAAUGUGACUGACAAAUCUUCUUUCUCCAAAACAGCUGCUUCUGCACGUGUAUUUCCUCUCUUGAUCCCUCACUUUUCGGUAGUGUCUUUUGGCAUUGAUUUCAUCCCAGAAUUAAAGUUUAAGCAAAUUUUGUGAUUCUAAUUUAGCAAUGAAUUUAACAGUGUCCCUUGUUGGUUGUUUAGAAAACCUUUGUUUUUUUCAGCAGAAUUAUACAAUGCUUGAACAAUUUCUCCAUGAAAAAGUGUUAAUCCUCUUUAUGUAUACUGAGUAGAUAUUGUUCUUCCAGUAAUGGUUCCUAGUUUGCAUUGGUCCAUUGGAUAGCUAUGGCUUUAAAUAGUUCUGAAUAUUCUUCUUCUGAUCAUUCUUAGCAAUUUCUCACAAUUCAUUUGACUUAUUGUUCAUUCAUACUUUUUUUUUAAAGAAUAUAGUUUUAGUCAAAUUAAGGUUGAGCCGUCAUUAGACACUGUAAAGUUUUAUUUUGCAUAUAGCCUGUCACAAUUUAUUUUACCUCAAACCUCAAAAAAAUUCAAAUUCAUUCUAAUUGUAUUGUGACAUUAUAAUGUCCUGUAUAGGUCCUAUUAUGAUUUUUCUCAUUUAGAUCAACUGAUUAGUGUUAAAUUGUGCUGAUCCUUGCAAUUGCCUAGAAAUUGCCAAACAAUGCUUGCUAUUGUAGGGCUUUUAAUUGCUUCAGAAUGAUGUUUCUGUCUUUUUUUUAGUGGACUAAGUAAGGUUCCCAAGGUGAAGACAGUAUUUUUUAUAUGUCAUUGUUAACUAUGAAUAACAUGAGAACCAUAUCAUGCAGCAUAUUAUUUCAAAAAUGAAAUUAAAAAAGGAGGGGAAAUGUGCCAUUUAAUAAGCAGACAAUCACUGAUCUCAUUGAUUUAUACACAAAUCCA